Molecule: messenger RNA, 795 nt
Organism: Rotaria sp. Silwood1
Lineage: Eukaryota; Metazoa; Rotifera; Eurotatoria; Philodinida; Philodinidae
Source: the annotation of a GenBank genome assembly
AUGGAAACAUCAAUGGAUAUUGUAAUUUGUCUCGAUUGUACAUCAUCCGUUGCUUCUUUUAUUUGUCAAGUUCGUGAUCGAAUAUGGUCGAUCAUUGAACCAAUUAUUGAAAACAAAAAUGAUAUUCGCUUAGCAUUAAUCGAAUUUCGAUCACAUGAUGAUUCUUGGGUUACUGUUAUUCAUCCAUUUACACAUUCAGCACGUUUAUUUCAAGAUUGGCUUAGUAAUACUCAAGCUGAAGGAGGUAGUCAAGAUGGAACAAGAGCUAUAAGUGAUGCUCUUCGUGAAGCUCUUAAACUUGAAUGGCGUUCAAAUGAUCCUGAUCGAUGGCAUGAAAAACUCAUUAUAAUGAUUACCGGUGGUCCUCCAUGUGGUCUUUUAACUGAUUUACCAACAGAAAUGCAAAUCAAUGAUUGUCCAUAUGAUACUAAUGAUCUCUGGAUAAUGUCUGAAGAACUUGUCAAAGAAAAUCUCACAUUAGCAAUUGUAGGUAUUGAACCAAGUGUAAUUGUAUGUGAUGAUUUUUAUGGUGCAUUAGCUAAGAAUACCGGUGGAGAAUAUAUUCCGUUAAUAAAUGCUAGUCAUAUACUUUCGUCAAUUAUUCAAUCAGUUAUUAUUGAAGAAGAUACAUUAUUACAACAAUUUCGUCAUAUAGAUAUAAAUGAAAUUGAAAAAAAUUCUUUAUAUCGUCAUUCAUAUGUACAAAAACGUGCACAAUCUAUGGUUGAACAGUGUCAAACAAUGGCUGAUAUUCGAAAUUGGUUAAAAAAUCAUCCUGCGCGAAGUCAUUAUUGA